UCACAAUUACCCCCCAGCCCGGAACCCCCGCCCCUUUCCCGGAGCUCUCCGCGUGGCCUUUCCGCGCCGGCGCGCCGACCGCGGACCAAUCGCGUGGCGGCUCGGCGGGUGCGCGGCCAAUGAGAAGCGAGCGCAGGGCGCGCCGGCGCGCCGCGAGGGCUGAUCCUCGUGUGGGGCGGCCUCGCCUCGGCCGGGGGCGGCCUCGCCAUGGAGCCCCCGCCGCCGCCUUUCAGCCGCCCCCCCGGCCGCAUGAGGGGGACCCCGGCCCUCAUCCCGUCCUGGGCUCGGGGACAGCCGGGGCUCGGCAGCCCCCGAAGUCCCGGGAGACCCCGGAGCCCCUCGAGCCUCCCCGGAGAGCCUCCGGUACCCUCAGCCUCCGCGGUGCCUCCGGUGUCUCUCUCCUCGCUUUUUUGGAGCCUGGGUUUCGGCACAGAGCCCAGCCCCUCGCUGGAACCGGGGGGUUCACCCCUUGGCCGUGGUGCUGCCAGCGCGGUGAAGGCUGCGGAGGAUUCCCCAGUACGGCCCAGUUCGGCGGUGGGUGCUGGUGAUGGGGAGCUGGUGCUGCCCACGCGUAGGCCGGAUCCUUUACCGAGGCAGAGGGGACGCGCCACCCGCCUGCCCCCCCUGGCAGAGCCACCCCGCUGCUCCUCGCCAAGCCCAGCCUGGGCCCACCCGGCGCCUUGUCCUCUGCGGAGCCCCCCCCGGCCACCAGCAGACAGACACCCGGAGCGAAGCCAGCGGCGAGGGGCACGGCGGUGCCCGUGGGGCUGAACUCGGUGCGGAUCCACUGCCAGAACGAGGCCGUCUACCAGUACCACGUUACCUUCAGCCCUGGCAGGGGGCAGAGGGUGAGGAAGAGGCCGGGGAAGGCGAGCAGAGGCUGGGUGGUGCAGUGCUGCCUCCCCGUGUCCGCAGCCCCGAGGUGGAGUGCAGGAGCGCGCGUUUUGGCAUGCUGAAGGAGCAGCGCUCGGUGACCGGAGACGUGACCGCCUUCGACGGCUCCAUCCUCUUCCUGCCCAUCCUGCUGCCUCAGCCGGUCAGCCUGAAGGCUCAGAGGAGGGUGGACGGGGAGGAGGUCAGCGUCACCAUCCAGCUCACCAAGGUCCUGGAGCCCAGCUCCGACCUCUGCAUCCCCUUCUACAACGUGGUGUUCCGCAGGGUGAUGAGGAUCUUGGACAUGAAGCUGGUGGGGAGAAACUUCUUUGAUCCUUCCCAAGCCAGCAUGUUACAGCAUUACAGGCUGCAGGUUUGGCCGGGCUACUCGGUCAGCAUCCGCCGGAGGGACGGCGGGCUCUUCCUCCAGGUGGACACGGUGCACAAGGUGAUCCGCAGCGACUCCGUCCUGGCUUCCAUGCACGCCAUCUACAAGCAGAACGCCGCCGGCUUCAAGGACGAGUGCACCAAGCAGCUGGUGGGCAGCAUGGUCCUCACCCGCUACAACAACCGCACCUACCGCAUCGACGACAUCGACUGGGACAGGACCCCCCGGGACAGCUUCACGCUGGCCAGCGGCGAGGAGAUCACCUUCGUGGACUACUACAGCAAAACGUACGGGAUCACGGUGAGGGAGCUGGACCAGCCGCUGCUCGUUCACAGACCCAAGGAGAAGAGGAUGCCGGGGAGGAAGCCCCAGGUGGAGAUGAUCCUGCUGGUUCCAGAGCUCACCUUCCUGACCGGCGUCACGGAGAUCAAGAAGGACACCCGGAUGCUGAAGGACGUGAUGCGUGAGAUGCUGCAGAGCCCCCAGCAGCACUACGAGUGCCUCUGCAGCCUCCUACGCCGCAUCCAGGAGAGCCAGGAGGCCUCGCACGAGCUCAUGCGCUGGGGUCUGGUCCUGGCCCAGGACAUCCACAGGACCCAGGGACGCGUCCUGCCCACGGAGAGGAUCAACCUGAGGCACAGCUCCUUCUUCCCCGCCGAGGACCUGAGCUGGAGCAAGGAGGUGUCUCGGGAGGCCUCCAUCUCCACGGUUGCCAUGAACUACUGGCUGCUCGUCUACCCGCGGCGCCUCCAGGACCUGAUGAAGGAGCUGGUGGCUGCCAUGAAAAGCGUCUGCGGCCCCAUCGGCAUGCACGUCAACGCCCCAGCCCUGGUGGAGCUGAAGGACGACCGCAUCGAGACCUACGUCAGGACCAUCCGAGGCCUUUUGGGCAGCGAGGACAAGGUGCAGCUGCUGCUCUGCAUCACCAGCAAGAGCAAGGAGGAUUUGUACAGCGCCAUCAAGAAGCUGUGCUGCGUGCAGACCCCGGUGCCCUCGCAGGUCAUCAACGUGCAGUCCCUGACGGGCCAGUCCAGCAAGCUGAGGAGCAUCGUCCAGAAAGUUUUGCUGCAGAUCAACUGCAAGCUGGGGGGCGAGCUCUGGGGGAUCGACGUCCCCCUGAAGCAGCUGAUGGUCAUCGGGAUGGACGUCAGCCACGGCAGGGGGACGCGCUCCGUCAUCGGCUUCGUCGCCAGCGUCAACCAGGUCCUGACCAAGUGGUACUCGAGGGUGGUUUUCCAGAUGCCCCAGCAGGAGAUCGCCGACAGCCUGCGGCUCUGCCUGGCCGAUGCCCUGCAGUGCUUCCACGAGAUGAACCACUGCCUGCCCAAGAAGAUCGUGGUGUACCGGGACGGCGUCUCGGACGGGCAGCUGGACACGGUGGUGAAAUACGAGAUCCCCCAGCUGCAGAAAUGCUUCGACACCUUUGAGAAUUACCAGCCCAGCAUGGUGGUGGUGGUGGUGCAGAAGCAAAUCAGCACCAACUUCUACACCGACACCUCGGAGAGGCUGGCGUGCCCCCCGGCGGGGACGGUCAUCGACCACACCAUCACCAGUACGGAGUGGCAGGAUUUCUACCUGCUGGCUCACCGCGCCCGCCAGGGCUGCAGCGUCCCCACGCGCUACGUCUGCGUGCUCAACACGGCCAACCUCAGCCCCGAGCACCUGCAGAGGCUGACCUUCAAGCUGUGUCACCUCUACUGGAACUGGCCGGGCACCAUCCGCGUGCCGGCGCCCUGCAAGUACGCGCACAAGCUGGCGUUCCUGGCGGGGCAGGUGCUGCACCACGAGCCGGCCCCCCAGCUCUGCGACAGGCUCUUCUUCCUCUGAGCCCCCCCUCCGACCCCAAAAGGGGCUUCAGGGUUUGGUUUUGGGGUGGUUUUGUGUUUUUUUUUCCCCGCGCUGCUGAUUUUGUCCGUUCCUUUCCGUCGUUGCGCUCACGGCGCUCGUUUUGGGGGAGCUUCUUGUUUUGGGGUGAAAAAGGGGGGUUUUGGGCCACGCAGAGGCUCCAGACUCCGCUCUGCUUUCAGCCUUACUGGUGAGCACUGGGACGAACCACCCUGUUCCCAGUUUGGUGCUGGGCACCAACCCCCAACCUCCAUUUAUUUCCCUCGGCUCCUGCCUGUCCCCCCUGAAGCAGCUGCUGCUUUUUAAUAUUUUUCCCAAUUUCUUUAUUUUUUUCCUUCUUUUUGCUCCUCUUUAACAAAUCCCGUUCCAGUUCGGCUGCUUAACGCCCCCCCCUAUUUAAUUAAUUUAUUUAAUUUAUUUAUUUUGUUUAUUGUAUUUAUUUUAGUCUGUACCCAAAAUUUCAGCCACCUGGGCUGCUAGGAGAGCACCCAAAAAUAUCCCCAAAACCCCAAAUUUGAGCAUUUCAGCUCUUCCAGCCCCUCCCUUCCCGUGGCAGGAGCCUUUUGAGCCUGAAUUUGUUGGGAACCCCCCAAAAAACCCUCCUAAUUUCACCCUGAGCCUGCCUGACCGCCCCCCCUUUGAGCAAACAGGGGCAGGAUGAGAGCAGGCACCAGCCCCCCCUCCCCCAGCCUUCGUUCAGAGUUUGGAAAAGAGAAAAAAGGGAAAAAAAAAAAAAAAGAAAAAAAAAAAAGCUAUUUAUUUUUCCUUUUUUUGGCUGUAAUUGCAGGUUUCCCUUCAAUAAAGCUGUUCCUGGCAGCA
This is a messenger RNA of Anas platyrhynchos (mallard), 3925 nucleotides long. RefSeq names its product piwi like RNA-mediated gene silencing 2 (gene PIWIL2). The record is from RefSeq and is a predicted model, not a curated record. NCBI's taxonomy places the organism in Eukaryota, Metazoa, Chordata, Aves, Anseriformes, Anatidae. Gene Ontology annotation, molecular function: RNA binding; protein binding.